Messenger RNA from Diprion similis, 2714 nucleotides. RefSeq names its product orexin receptor type 2-like. Gene Ontology annotation, molecular function: neuropeptide Y receptor activity. The record is from RefSeq and is a predicted model, not a curated record. Gene Ontology annotation, biological process: G protein-coupled receptor signaling pathway. Bases 637 to 1980 code for a protein of 447 amino acids. NCBI's taxonomy places the organism in Eukaryota, Metazoa, Arthropoda, Insecta, Hymenoptera, Diprionidae. Gene Ontology annotation, cellular component: membrane. The transcript is spliced from 6 exons.
CUAAAUCGAAAAAAUAAAUAAAUAAUCACGAAACAGAAAGAAACAGCAGCGUGACUUGAUUCUUCAAAUCGCUGAGCCAAACGGUUGACGGUGAGGCGUGUAAUCGUAGAGACAAGCAGGGACGUCAGGAACGACAUCUAAUUAGUUGAGCCGUUGCGAAGUAAUAUACCUACUCCAUGGCAUUUCACCUAUUUAACGAAGAAGAGUACAAUGCAGCAAGUGCGGUGCAGACAUACUUCGAGUGACAUGACAAACAUUUUCAUGCCAGAGCUUUUAUCCGCAUUCGCGUCAACGUUUCCUGUGCGGUAAUUAAACCGAGAGAUGUCAAAGCGACGGGGAACAUACCAGUAAUUUAAUCACGCACCAUUUCAUAUUCGAAAAAUGUCACACCGUCAACGUUGAAUCGCGGAUUAUUUCUCAGGAGAACUGAACGGAUGAACAUCGGGUGAACCUUGAAGCUCUUAGCGAUUAUCGAACAGUCAAAAGCUGUUAUCGAGGCUUUCGAAACUCUGCGAUCAAAGCAACACCCCAAACAAAUAAGGAAGAGUGAGUACCAACGUCGUCGGUGUCAGUGCCAUGCGAUCAGUGGUGAAAUCCUAGUGAACAGUGUCGAUAUCGAGACGCGGAACAUCCAAGAUGACCAUGAUCAACCCGAUGAUCUUGCUUCCGGUGGCGGUUAUGUACAUGACGUUUUUGGUCAACUCCGUUGUGACGACGGUAAAUGAAACAGACUAUGAGAUGAUGUACAACGACGUGACGACCGACGAGUACGACGUUAAUGACACUUCGAAUUGCACGGACUACUGCGUUUCUGACGAUGAAUACAUCGAGCUCAUGGAGAACCACAUAUUUCCGGAUGUGAACGAUUGGAUUCUGAUCGCCAUGCACAGUGUCGUUUUCGUCGCCGGUCUCGUCGGAAAUGCUCUCGUAUGCGUCGCCGUUUACAGGAAUCACUCGAUGCGGACCGUCACCAACUACUUCAUCGUCAAUCUCGCGGUCGCCGAUCUCCUCGUCAUCCUGAUCUGCCUGCCUCCAACCGUCGUCUGGGACGUCACCGAGACUUGGUUCCUUGGCCUCAGACUCUGCAAGGCCGUCCCCUACUUUCAGACGGUGUCAGUUAGCGUGAGCAUCCUGACUCUGACGUUCAUUUCAAUCGAUCGUUGGUACGCCAUCUGCUUCCCGCUGAAGUUCAAAUCGACAACAAGCCGAGCCAAGACAGCGAUAAUAAUAAUUUGGGUAGUCGCCCUACUUUUCGAUCUCCCGGACUUGAUGGUGCUUCAAACUGUGCAGCACAAGUACAGGGUCGAGACGAUUUUCUUCACUCAGUGCGCUCCUUCCUGGAGCCACAAGAGUGAGGCAACCUUCAUCAUCAUCAAACUGGUCAUCUUGUACACCGCCCCUCUACUAUUCAUGAGUAUCGCAUACUGGCAAAUCGUACGCGUUCUCUGGAGGAGUGACAUUCCUGGACACAAUUUUUCGAGCAGAGGGAGUCACGUAAUAGCGACCACCAACAACCCUGGUAAUCUCGAGGGUCAGUUAAGGUCUAGGAGAAAGGCUGCCAAAAUGCUCGUAGCUGUUGUACUGAUGUUCGCUGUAUGCUACUUUCCAGUUCAUCUACUGUCCAUUCUAAGAUAUACAGUGGAGCUUAAGGCGAACCAGACGACGAAGACUAUCAGUUUGUUGGCUCAUUGGCUCUGCUACGCAAACAGCGCAGUGAAUCCUCUCAUCUACAAUUUUAUGAGCGGAAAGUUUCGCAAGGAAUUUCGACGGACCUUUUGUUGCCCAGGCGGAGGUGGAUCUAGCGGACGAGGAGCUUAUAAAAUGGCCAGAGGAGGUAGCACUCCAUGCCAUCGAUCAAAUACGAAUAAUACUCGAUCGCAGCCGACCAACAACAACAAUAACGUUCAACAAAGUACGGAGUUGAUACCCCUGAGCGCUGUAACGAAUCCUCAAAAAAACGACAAACGAGACCAACUGUAAUUUUCAUCUAUAAUAAAAUCGGAAAUCCAUCAAGAGUACCUACUGUGCAGUGUGUAGCGACGAAUAUCCAAAGCAGAAAAUCAGGCUAGGGAACUAUAAAUUUAAAUUUGAUGAUUUAAGGUGUAGUGUAGCAUAUUUUUAGGGCCUGUCUACAAAGGGAUUGGUCAAAUAAUCGUUGAAAUGAACCUAGUCAGGAUUUUUCAAAAAUCGAUUUUUUUUUUUAUUUAAUUUUCGUAAUGUAUGUACAUCAGUACAUACAUUCGAUAUAUGCACAGAAAAUUUCCUGUCGAUCCGACUAAUAUUCUCAAAGUUGCGCGCACAUUUGCAAAGAUGCCCCGGAGCGUUUGAAGGUUCUUGUGAAACUUUGAACGCGUUUUUCUCAAAAAUGUGUUUUUAAAGUCGGUGAGCAAGAUUUCUCGGAAUCGGCUAAAUCAAUCAGUCUCAAAUUUUUACACAAGCUUUAUGAAUAUAUUAUUUAGUCCCUGAUCGAAGGUUUUUUCUCGCCAAUCAAUAUUUUCCAUUUUAUAAACAAAUCGAGGCGAUAAUUUUUAUGGAAAAUCGAAUUUUUUAUAUUUUGAGAAGCCGCCGUUUUGUUAAAAUUUAAUAUUUUGCUUAUUCCUUCGAUUACAAACCAGAUAAUACCUUAUAUUAACUAAAUCCUUGUUGAUUUUUCAUUUCGGAUUAUGCAGUCCAGAGAUAUCUUUCUCAUCGCAAGACGCCUUUUUUAGAGAUGC